GAUGUUUCAGCGACAACUAACAUAGAAUGAAGGGAGUACAAGGUUAUAGAUUCGUACAAGACAAAAAGUACGCACCUUGUUCAGAAAAAGAACGUACCUCUUCAACCGACCAAAUGUUCAUUGUUUUCAGAAAUUUCUAUACUAUCUAUUAUCCUUCCAUACUUGAAAGUUUACAAUGUACCACUUAAAAAUUGUGAACUGGAUGUGUUUAUUCGCAGAUUCAAAGACAAAAAGCACAGGUCUAAUUGCAGGGCUAGUUUCCACUGGUAUGUUCGUGCUUCUUGCCAUAGCCACAUUGCUCGGCUACCGCCAAUAUUUGAAAAGGAAGAGUAUAUCAUCUAAAGACGCAGAGAUCCCUCUCGAAGACAUGGACUACCAGUUUCAAAAUGGGGCGGGGCCUCGGAGAUUCAGUUAUAGCGAGUUGUCGCGGGCGACACGAAGAUUCUCUGAAGAGGAGAAGCUCGGUGAGGGAGGGUUUGGGGCAGUCUAUCGAGGGUUGUUGCAUGACCAGGGGCUCCAAGUGGCUAUCAAGAGAGUCUCCAAGACGUCGAGUCAGGGGAGGAGGGAAUACAUCGCAGAAGUGACCAUCAUCGGUCGGCUGAGACAUCGCAACCUUGUCCAACUUGUCGGGUGGUGCCAUAAAGCCGACAAACUCCUCCUCGUCUACGAGCUCAUGACGAAUGACAGCCUCGAUGUCCAUCUGUACAAUUCGGAAAAAAUCCUAACAUGGGCAAUCAGGCACAAAAUCAUUCUUGACAUCGGGUCUGCGCUGAUGUACCUGCACCAGGAGUGGGACCAGUGCGUGGUGCACAGGGACAUCAAGCCCAGCAACGUGAUGCUUGAUUCGUCGUUCAACGCCAAGCUGGGGGACUUCGGCCUCGCGCGCCUCGUCGACCAUAGCCGCGACGCACACACGACGGCGGUGAUUGCCGGCACCAGGGGCUACAUGGACCCGAUGUACGCGGUGACUAGAAGGGCCAGCACCGAGACCGAUGUGUACAGCUUCGGGGUCGUCCUCCUCGAGGUAGCCUGCGGAAGGAGGCCCGUCAUCCAGGAGGAGGACGAGGCCAGGGCCGUGCUUGUCGAUUGGGUCUGGCAGCUAUACGGGAGGGGCAAGCUCCUCGACGCUGCGGAUGCGCGAAUCGACGGUGAGUUCGACGCGCGCGAGGUUGAGCGUGUGAUGGUCGUGGGUCUAUGGUGCGUGCACCCGGACUACGGCUGCAGGCCGUCCAUCCGGCAAGCCAUGAGCGUGCUGCAACUCGAGGCGCCGCUCCCAGACCUCCCGCCGGACAUGCCAGUGGCAAUAUACGUGCCCCCGGGAGGAGGGCACGGAUCGAGCUACACAUCCUUGAAUGCGAGCGACGACACCGGUGGACUGUCGUCGGCAAGUGACCGAACGGCGAAGAGCCGUUCUUUUGCCGUUGCCGGCACGAGGAGCGAGAAUGACGUCACCAAUGUAAUGAAUCAGGCCACCGACACGACCGAGCAUGUUCAGUUUAGGAACUACACUUCCUAGCAUGAUAAUAUGAUAUGUGCCUUCUUUCUCUAGGAACUACACAUCAUAUAUACACGACUGAGUAGUGGGCGUGUUCGGUCCACUGACAA
This is a messenger RNA of Lolium perenne, 1605 nucleotides long. Its product is annotated as L-type lectin-domain containing receptor kinase IX.1-like. The record is from RefSeq and is a predicted model, not a curated record. Gene Ontology annotation, molecular function: ATP binding; protein kinase activity. Lineage: Eukaryota; Viridiplantae; Streptophyta; Magnoliopsida; Poales; Poaceae. Gene Ontology annotation, biological process: protein phosphorylation.